Colletotrichum siamense is the source of this 537-nucleotide messenger RNA. RefSeq lists its product as uncharacterized. The transcript is spliced from 3 exons. NCBI's taxonomy places the organism in Eukaryota, Fungi, Ascomycota, Sordariomycetes, Glomerellales, Glomerellaceae. The coding region runs from base 1 to 537 and encodes 178 amino acids. The record is from RefSeq and is a predicted model, not a curated record.
AUGCACUCGACUCAACUUCUCGCAGCCGCUCUCAGCGUCGCUGGCUUCGUCGCUGCGGCCCCCCAGAUCCAGCCGGGCAAGGCCGGCUGCCCCCAGAACAUCUGCAUCGACGGAAUCAACCCCGCCUGUCCCACCGUGCGUUGGGGAGGCUGCUACGAUGCCUGCAAGCCGGACACGGCGCCCACGAUGCCUCCCUGCCCGAAGCCCACGAAGCCGACAAAGUCCAUCACCAAGAUUCCCGGCAAGCCCUCGCCUCGCCCUACCGCACCUCCCAGCAUCUCGGUCACCCCGGUCAAGCCGCCGACCAUUAUCACGGACUCAUGCAGCAAGCGCACCGUCUGCAUAGACUACGUCAACGAGUGUGGUCAGUGGUACGGCGGAUGCCACUCCGACUGCCGCCCCUGGCCGUCCUACACCGCGCCUCCCUGCUCGAAGUCCACGUCCGCGCCCGACCAGACGUAUUCUCUGCCUUACUUCACCAGCGAGCCUGAUCAGACCUAUUCUCUCCCGUACUUCACUGCCGAUCCCACCCCUUGA